This is a messenger RNA of Esox lucius (northern pike), 1903 nucleotides long. Its product is annotated as 26S proteasome non-ATPase regulatory subunit 4. The transcript is spliced from 10 exons. The record is from RefSeq and is a predicted model, not a curated record. Gene Ontology annotation, molecular function: polyubiquitin modification-dependent protein binding. Gene Ontology annotation, cellular component: nucleus; cytosol; proteasome regulatory particle, base subcomplex. Gene Ontology annotation, biological process: proteasome-mediated ubiquitin-dependent protein catabolic process. NCBI's taxonomy places the organism in Eukaryota, Metazoa, Chordata, Actinopteri, Esociformes, Esocidae. Bases 83 to 1216 code for a protein of 377 amino acids.
ACCAGAGAACAACAGAACUACAUUUCCCAUUGACCUUCAGUUCUGGUGACGUAGUUUGACAGAAUCAGAAAACGCUUUCAAGAUGGUGCUCGAAAGUACUAUGGUCUGUGUGGAUAACAGUGAAUACAUGAGGAAUGGAGACUUCCUCCCCACCAGACUACAGGCACAGCAAGACGCUGUCAACAUCGUGUGUCACUCCAAGACACGCAGCAACCCUGAGAACAAUGUUGGCCUCAUCACCAUGGCCAAUAACUGUGAGGUGCUGACCACACUGACUCCAGAUGCAGGGAGGAUCCUGUCUAAACUGCACGCUGUCCAGCCUCGGGGAAACAUCAGCUUCUGCACAGGCAUAAGAGUGGCACAUUUGGCUCUGAAGCACAGACAGGGGAAGAACCACAAGAUGCGCAUCAUUGCUUUUGUGGGGAGCCCAGUAGAGGACAAUGAGAAAGAUCUGGUCAAAAUGGCCAAACGUCUAAAGAAAGAGAAAGUCAGCGUGGACAUCAUCAACUUUGGAGAGGAGGAGAUUAACACAGAGAAGCUGACAGUCUUCAUCAACACUCUGAAUGGGAAGGAGGGUGCAGGCUCCCACCUAGUGACGGUGCCCCCUGGCCCCAGUCUGGCUGACGCCCUGCUGUCCUCUCCCAUCCUGGCUGGGGAGGGGGGAGCCAUGCUGGGCCUUGGCUCCAGUGACUUUGAGUUCGGAGUGGACCCCAGUGCCGACCCAGAGCUUGCGCUGGCUCUAAGGGUAUCCAUGGAGGAACAGAGACAACGGCAGGAGGACGAGGCUCGCCGGGCAGCAGUGGUGUCGGCUGCUGAGGCAGGGGUUCCCUCACCCACCGUUGACGAGUCAGAUGAUGCUCUGCUGAAGAUGUCAGUCCCCCAGGCUGACAUGGCAACGCCUGCCAUGCCCGACUUCAGCCGCAUGACGGAGGACGAGCAGAUUGCCUACGCCCUGCAGAUGUCCAUGCAGGGAGGAGCAGAGUUCAGUGCAGAGUCGAUGGACAUGGACACAGGAGCCCCCCUGGACUCGACGGAGGUUGCUAAGGAUGAAGAGGAUUAUGAUGUGAUGCAGGACCCAGAGUUCCUCCAGAGUGUCCUGGAGAACCUCCCAGGUGUUGACCCCAACAACGAGGCUAUCCGAAACGCCAUGGGCUCUCUGGCCUCACAGACAGGAUCCAAACCCGAAGGCAAAAAAGACGACGAGAAGAAGAAAUGAACAUGCAAACACUCCAAAAUAGAUGCCCUGACUUUGACUUCUUUAUUAUAGUUUGGCAAACUAACCUCAAUUCAGAAAUGACCUUUAUAUUUUUCUGGUGUUGCCAUACUCACAUGGCUGAUGGGCUUUUUUUUUGCUAUGUUAAAGUGGGACCGUAUAUCAACCUAGAGACAUUCUGCAACAUCCAUUGUGUACUGGUUAUAAUAAAUAUAUUUGCAUCAUUCAAGAGGACAGCUCGGCUGGUUGUGUACCAAUUUUAACAUGCAUCCACAGCUUUAUAUAAAUGCAACGAUGCAUAUAUGAAUGCAGCAUGUAAAAAAAAAAAAAAAAGACCUGCUGAAUCACUGCCUGGUGAGGAUGACAAGCUUGCAGGUGAGCUUUCCUAAGAUGGUUUUUGACAUAUUUUUGUUAUGUAAACCCAGUUUCAUCAGCUUUUUCCGGUGACUGGUCGAACAAUCCCAUAGGUGAGACAGAUACAGUAUGGAUGUCCUGGGUUGGUGUGUUUACUUGGACUGUGGUUGAAAGGUUGUUUUGAAUUACUGCCAAGUUCUCUAAGAUGAUGUUGGGUGUGAUUUAUGAUGACAAAAUGGUUAUAGUAGAGAAAUUAACAUUAAAUUCUAUGGCAACCGCUCUGAUGGACAUUCCUGCUGUCAGUAUGAUAAAUAUAGUCUUCUUGGGUUGGCUCCA